This is a messenger RNA of Laetiporus sulphureus 93-53, 156 nucleotides long. RefSeq lists its product as uncharacterized. NCBI's taxonomy places the organism in Eukaryota, Fungi, Basidiomycota, Agaricomycetes, Polyporales, Laetiporaceae. The record is from RefSeq and is a predicted model, not a curated record. The transcript is spliced from 2 exons. Bases 1 to 156 code for a protein of 51 amino acids.
AUGGGAGACGGGGUGGUCAGGCUCGAGUUGGAGGGCAGUGCAGAUGGUCAGCAGGUGGUCAUUGAUGCAUCAGGAGUAGGUAUUGGACAGGAAGGCCAAGAUGAAGUUGCCAGCAGAGCUGGGGUAGACCACAAGAGCAAGGGAAGCCAGAUAUAA